AUGUCUAAAAACUGGGAAGAUGUAACUGAACUUCAGUUACAGGAAAGUGAUCAUGAACAAUUUUCAGAAAUCAUUUUCAUGGAGAAGUGUUUCAUCGGAUUGAAAUCACUUCGAGAGUUACAUAUGAAUCUACCGACACAGAUUCAACUAGAUUCAAAUCUUUUUGUAGGACUUGACAAUCUAAAAUUCUUAGACUUGAGUGAAUGCGUUCAUUUAAAUCUUACAGUACUUGUAAAAAGUUUUACAGGGUCCAAUAAACUUCCAAGCUUGGAAACUUUGAAGGCAUCAAAAUUAAAUAUCUACAAUGGAGGAAUCAAUUUUGACACAAAAUUUGCCGAGGCACUUGGUGAUAAACAAAUAACAUCUGUAGAGUUCAGUUAUACAAGCGUCACAGAAAUAAACAUAACCGCUGUUUUACAAUACAUACAGACAUUGAAAAAUGUGAAUAUAUCUCAUUGUUCAGUAGCAAACACUAUAUAUGGUAAGAAAAAUGAACUUCAAAAGAUAAAGAAUAUCAAUAUGUUUGAUAUGUGCCAUGUACCAGUAUCUUGGUUAAUUCCAACCACAAGAUUUGUCAACAUGACAUGGAAAUAUUCCGAAUUUCCUAAGCCGUGGAAUUAUCUUUUAUAUCCUAAAAUUGUCAACAUGACUUCCUGUAUAACUGAUCCAGGAUCAAUUCAUAUUGAAAACUGCACAUACAUAGCUGAUGUACCCUUUCAAUUGAAAAGUGAAGAAUUGAUAAUAAAGAAAAAUAAUGUUAAACAUUUAGAUCUCAAGAUGGAAUGCUCCAGAAAUAAAGUUAAUACAAUAAAACACAUUAAUGCAGCAGAAAACCUAAUGGAAUUUCUCCAUCCUAGUAUAUUAGGAUGUACCCCUAACAUUGAAGCACUUGACUUGUCAAACAACAAGUUACAUAAAAUGGCAAAAGAAAAUCAUCUGUUGUUUCAGCAACUGUUCCAAUCAAUUUCAAGUCUAAUUUCUAUUAACUUAUCAUUUAAUGGACUUAAAGUUAUACCGGAAAAUCUUUUCACUGAAAAUCGUGACCUUGAACUGAUAGACUUUUCUCAUAAUGAACUGGAGCAAGUGACCUUCACAUUAAAACAUCUGUACAAACUGAAGGUUCUUAAUCUUCAAUAUAACAGGAUAAAACUCUUAAGCUCUCUUUCUAUCAAUAACCUUAACAGUAUAUACAUCACACUAGGAAACACAACAUGGACUUUGGAUCUUGGGAAUAACCCUAUAUCAUGUUCAAACUGCGAAGCAAAACAAUUUAUCUACUGGUUAACACAUACAAACUCUGUGAGUAUUUCCACAACAAAUCUUGCUUGUACGUACUACAUUAAAGAAUACAAGACGGAAAAUAGAUAA
Molecule: messenger RNA, 1368 nt
Organism: Ruditapes philippinarum (Manila clam)
Lineage: Eukaryota; Metazoa; Mollusca; Bivalvia; Venerida; Veneridae
Exons: 1
Coding region: 1-1368 (455 amino acids)
Molecular function (GO): protein binding
Source: RefSeq, a predicted model, not a curated record